AUGGCGCGGAUGAAGAAUCCCUUCGCUAUGUGCUUUUCGCGCGGAAAGAAGAACCGGCGCAAGUCCGCGGAACGGAGAGCCGCGCAGGAGAUUCCGGAGAAAGAGGGAGAAAAGGAGCAGGAUGACCCUGCCAUCCCUCUCCGCUACCCCCUGUUCGAUCCGCGGGCGGUGAAGACUAGGAAUGAGGAUCUGGGUGACGCGCCGCUCUCCCGGCCUGCCAGCAUUCCUAGGGAGAUGGCGACUCGCGAGCAUAUCGAGCUUCCAGUUGACGACGAAGACAGAUUCUCACCGCGCAGUUCGCCGGAAAACGAAGAAACCCCGUCGUUGCCGGUGGAGCCGGCACAGGAGCACGAACCUUCGCCCGCUGCGUCCCUCCCUCCAGAGCCACGCGGAGAUCGUUCGCCGGCAGUGAGUAAGCCUCCCUCUCGGCAGCCGACGACCGCCACUCCCCAAUCACCGGCUGCCGAAGAGACGCCCGCGCCGCAGCCGGUGGCGCCGCCUCCCUCCCCUCCGCGGGCGGCUACGCCGCCGCAAGAACCGGAAGAAGUCAAGACGCCGCAGCCACCGCCACCGUCGCCCCUCCGUUCAGCCCCUCCCCGCGAAGAGCCAGGGGUCCAGCUGCCGACGCCGCAGCCGCGGUCGUUUCCCCCGACGGAGCCCCAGGAAAGCAAAGCCUCUACUGAGCGCGAGACGUCGGUUUUCGCGCCCCCCGUUCCAGUCGAGGAACCACAAAUGUCGCCUUUCGAGAAACUGGAAAGCGCUCGGGAGUGCGCGUUGAGCGACAGCGUUCCUACCGCUCCUCACACCCCAAGGGGGUCGCCAGCGGACGACAUGGCGAGGAGGAUCCAAGCCAAGCUUGCCGAACUCGAGAAGAUGCAGCUCGAUGAAGUUACUUAUUACCAUAAGAAGAAGAGAAGACGACGUCUUUGCCGAAUGCGCCCCAAGUGGCGUUGCGUCGAGCAAGCGAUUGACUGCUACGCAGACGCCCACGAGAGCUUCACCGAGUACUGUCGGGAGAAAAUGAAAGUUCACGAGAGAAAAGACUGUACGAUUUGCAGAGUCUUUGACUUUUCAGAUGUGCCGCUCCUCCAGUAA
Messenger RNA from Besnoitia besnoiti, 1095 nucleotides. RefSeq lists its product as uncharacterized. The coding region runs from base 1 to 1095 and encodes 364 amino acids. The record is from RefSeq and is a predicted model, not a curated record. NCBI's taxonomy places the organism in Eukaryota, Apicomplexa, Conoidasida, Eucoccidiorida, Sarcocystidae. The transcript has a single exon.